AUGGCUCCCUCUAAUCUGACCACGCUCACGAAGUCCCACACCAUCAUUGCGGCCAAGAAAAGGGCGAAAAGAGAGCAGAUUAAGGAGGUCGUGUUCGAUGAUACCGCGCGCAGGGAAUUCUUGACCGGCUUCCACAAGCGGAAACUCCAAAAGAAGGAGGACGCGAAGGCCAAGGCGAUAGAGCGCGAGAAGCAGGAACGGCUAGAGGCUCGGCGGGAGCACCGCCGGAAUCUUGCCGAACGUGCUAUUAAGAACGCGGAGGAGACGGAGCGAGCUUAUGGCGGCAUCGUUGAGGACGAGAGCGAUAGUGACUGGGACGGCAUAGCCGACGCCAGCACGUCAAAAGGGAAGAGAAAGGCGUCGGAGGAGCUAGAAGAAUACGAGGACGAAGAGCAGCUGGCGACAGUCACCGUGGUCGAAGAGUUUGAUCCCGACAGCCUCAUCCACGGUGAGAAACCCACACCAGACGCCAACGCUGCUUCGGACGGCGUUCCUGAAGCACCGGUCGCGCUACCUCGAUCAAAACCACGACCUGCUGCAGCGCCGAAGUCGAAAGCGCGGCCAGAGAACUACAAGGCAAAACCGAAAACGAAGUCCAAACCCAAGGAUAUCAAGUACCAGACGAUAGCGGCACGGAAAUCCGACCGCAUGAAGGAGCGCAAGCGGAGGACAGAAAAGGCGGAACUAGCAGGUGGGAAGGCUUCCAGACGGAAGGGCCCUGCCAAGGGCAAGCGAUAG
This is a messenger RNA of Trametes versicolor FP-101664 SS1, 738 nucleotides long. RefSeq lists its product as uncharacterized. Lineage: Eukaryota; Fungi; Basidiomycota; Agaricomycetes; Polyporales; Polyporaceae. Gene Ontology annotation, molecular function: RNA binding. The record is from RefSeq and is a predicted model, not a curated record. Gene Ontology annotation, cellular component: nucleolus. The coding region runs from base 1 to 738 and encodes 245 amino acids. The transcript has 4 exons.